GCCGGCAGCGCAGCCAUGGUGGGCCCGGGCGGCGGCGUGCCGCUGGAGAACGCCAAUCCGCUCAUCUACCGCCGCUCGGGGGAGCGGCCCGUGACGGCGCGGGAGGAGGACGACGAGCUGCCCGACUCCAUCGACGACCGGGAGAUCUUUGAUCUCAUCCGCUCCAUUAACGACCCCGAGCAUCCCCUGACCCUGGAGGAGCUGAAUGUCGUCGAGCAAGUUCGAGUUAAAGUGAACGAUGCCGAGAGCACUGUGGCGGUGGAGUUCACACCCACGAUCCCGCACUGCAGCAUGGCAACGCUAAUCGGCCUGUCCAUAAAAGUGAAACUGAUCAGAUCACUGCCUGAGAGGUUUAAGAUGGAUGUUCAUAUAACACCAGGGACGCAUGCCUCUGAACACGCAGUUAAUAAACAGCUUGCUGAUAAAGAACGUGUAGCAGCUGCUUUGGAAAACUCUCACUUAUUGGAAGUGGUGAAUCAGUGUUUGUCUGCUCGAUCAUAAUUGCCUGAUCAGGAAACCAUUGGUAUUCUGCUGUAUUAAUUCUGUACAUAAGUGGUGUUGCUAGUGUUACAUGUAUCUACGAGCAAAAUAAAACUACCUUUAAGAAGUGUUCCAUUACUUCUUCAAAAAAAGGAAAAGUAGUAUGGAGAAAAUUAGCUUGCUGGUAGCUAUAAAGCUAGAAUGUAAACUGGCUUUUUCUGUUUGUUAAUUAUUGCACUGGUGGGAUUUUUUUCUGAACUUUUAAAAAAAGAUUUGGUUGAACUUGUUUUUAACAGGUUUCUUACUAUCUACAGACUAGUUAUAAACUGCAUUUUAGAAGUGGAUUUUGCGCACUGGAUUUCACAAGUAUACCAAGUUAAGUGGUAGUUAAAAUGUUAUACUCAUAUGAUUAUUUUGGACUAAUUCAGUUUUUCCUUCAAACGUCAACAUUUUUUACAAAUUCCUUUGUGCCGAAUUGUAAAACAUUUGCAGCAAUAAAUGUAAACAAUUUUAUAUCA
Molecule: messenger RNA, 998 nt
Organism: Gallus gallus (chicken)
Lineage: Eukaryota; Metazoa; Chordata; Aves; Galliformes; Phasianidae
Gene: CIAO2B
Product: family with sequence similarity 96 member B
Exons: 5
Coding region: 16-501 (161 amino acids)
Biological process (GO): iron-sulfur cluster assembly
Cellular component (GO): cytosolic [4Fe-4S] assembly targeting complex
Source: RefSeq, a predicted model, not a curated record